Molecule: messenger RNA, 1984 nt
Organism: Anneissia japonica
Lineage: Eukaryota; Metazoa; Echinodermata; Crinoidea; Comatulida; Comatulidae
Product: adhesion G protein-coupled receptor L4-like
Exons: 10
Coding region: 1-1056 (351 amino acids)
Biological process (GO): cell surface receptor signaling pathway; adenylate cyclase-activating G protein-coupled receptor signaling pathway
Cellular component (GO): membrane
Molecular function (GO): G protein-coupled receptor activity
Source: RefSeq, a predicted model, not a curated record
AUGGUGGUUGAUUACGAUCUCUUUCGUGAUCUAAUUAAUUGGGAAGACGGACAAUUGAUAUUUCUUGCAAAUUCGGGAAGUCUCCAGGAAUAUACACAACCUCAAACGAACAAAGGAAAUGAGCUACCAACUGGUUCUGACAACGUGAACAUCAGUGUUUCCGACAAUAAUCAUACGAACAGUAAUCUGGUGAACCAGGAUGAAUUUAAUAAGUCGAUUAAUUGGAACAGGAUUUUGUGCUUGCUUGCAAAAGUUGGCGUUGUUAUUUCGAGCGUUUUCCUCAUCAUCACCCUUAUUGUCAUCUGUGGGUUAAAAGAUUUGAGAGUCUUGGAUCGGUAUAGAUUUUUGCGCCACCAAGUCAUAGCUCUACUGUGUGUCAAUGUCUGUGUUGGUGUAAUGGAACUUCAUUUUAAAAAACAUACAAUAUGCAUUCUUCUCGCCCAAUGUCUGCACUACUGUCUCUCGGUUACUCAAUUUUGGAUGUUGGCGUUUUCAACAGACGUAUUCAUGAAAGUUAAACAUCCGCUUGCUGAUCACAACCGGCGUUUCUCAAACAGUCGAUACGUUUGUUGGAUAGCACCAGUCUUCAUCGUCGUGACAACUGCUUGUAUAGAGAGAGCACACCGUGGAUCUAUUAUGUGUUGGUUGGUUGAAAGCUCUCUUGCCUUCUGGGUUUUUAUUGUUCAAGUGUGUGUCACUCUAUCGGUUGUCCUCGUACAGACAGGAAUUGUUGGCUAUAUAACUUUCAAGAAAUGUAACUUGGCGAACCGAACAAAAAUGAAAACAUUUAAGCGAAUAAGAUCUUCGUGUUGUGGUUUAUUGCUCCUUACACCAGUGGUUGGUCUUACGUGGAUUCCUUGGCUCAUCCUUGCUGACUACGAUACGAUGAUUGUGUAUCACUCUUGUGCUACGUUUAACUGCCUGCAAGGAUUCUUCGUCUGGUUUUCACAGUGCGUCUGCAGUAACAAGGUUCGACAAGCACUGAAAAUAAGAUUCAGAGGCAAUGUCGUGUCACCUAUAAAACUGGACCAAUCACGACUUAACACGAUUACGUAACUCGGUAACGAAUAUUCUAAAACGCUCGUGUUGGCGAAUGCAAUGGCUAAUUAAUAUUGUUUUGCUAUUACUUCAGUAGUAUUAAACAUUUAACGUUAACAUGACACAUUGCAUGACUCAUCUAGAUACCAAUACAAUGAACUGUAGCAGAAUCGGGCGAUAGAAGCAGUAUUGUCAAAUUUACAUAGGGCUAACUAGGCCCCCAUUAUGGUAGUUUUGGCUAAUGCACAGUCUUGUAUUAUACUGUAUCGUUUCCAGUACUAUAUAAUUCCAAUCAUAAUGCUAAAAUUCUUAAUUGAAAUGCUUACCAUUAUGUAACUACAUAAAACAUGCCAAUUGUUAAUCAAUGUUAGGGGCCUAAGUCAUGAAUUGAGGCUCGAAUAGGGCUAAUUCUGGUACAGUUCGCCCUCCAAUUCGGAACCACCUUAGGAUCUGAAAAUGUGGAAUUCUCUCUAAUUAGAGGGGGUAACUUUGUGUUAAAAGAGGGAAGAGUGUUUUAGGUUCUUUGAAAAAAAAAAUAUAGUCUCGAAUUAAUGGGUUUCGGAAUAAAGGUACACUGCAUUUAUUUAGCCGUCUUUAUUAUGAUGUUAUAGGCUAGUACUUUUAGAUUUGUACAAAGUACCAUGUUAAGAUCAGCAAGUCCAGGGGUAACUCCAAAUAUCCUACGAAUGUUUAAAAAUUCCAAUUACAGAAUAUAUUAUUUAUUGAAUAUAAAGCACUGUCUGUAAUAAGCUCAUAAACUAGGCCUAUAUUUUAUUGGGUACCCCUAAAAAACAUCAGAUUGUACAAAGCUAAAACGUAAACAAUAAGAAAGCCAAACUGAAUAGAGAAUUAGGAUUGCCCAUAAAGAGAAAAUGCUGACGUAUACUGUAAUGAUAGUGUGUAUUAUUUUUCUGUGUUGACCAUAACAUUGUAGUGAAUUAAAAUA